GGGCCCGGGCGCGCACAUGGCGCUGCGGAGCCGCCGGCGGAGACCGGCUCCAGCCGGUAUAUAAGGGCUGGGAGCUGAGAGCCGAGCAGCCGCCGCCGCGGGCAGCGGGAGCAGCAGCGGCCGGAGGCCGGCGGGCGGGUAGGCAGGCAGCGGGGCCGCCUCCUCUCGCCGCCCCGCCGAGGGUCCCCGGCCAUGGGCAGCCCCUAACCCCGCCGCAGCAGCCAGAGCCGCCGAUCAGAAAAAUGACUGUCAAAGCUGUAAAAAUGCCGUGCACUGCUCCAAAUGUUUAUGCUAAAGUGCCUGAUGGAGGAUGGGGUUGGACAGUUGCUUUUGCUUUCUUCUUUGUGGAAGCUCUAACGUACGGCAUUAUCAAAUCGUUUGGUGUCUUCUUCAACGACCUGAUGGAAAGCUUUGAUGAAACCAACAGCAGGAUAUCCUGGAUAAUAUCCAUAUGUGUGUUUGUCCAGACCUUCACAGCUCCUCUCUCCACGGUGCUCAGCAAUCGCUUUGGUCACCGCUUUGUGGUGAUGGCUGGAGGGGUUCUGGUCAGCACAGGCAUGGUCACUGCCUCCUUUGCCCGCAGUGUUGUGGACAUGUAUGUCACCAUUGGCAUCAUCUCUGGCCUUGGAUACUGCCUCUCUUUCCUCCCGACUGUCACCAUUUUAUCACAGUAUUUUGACAAAAGACGUUCGCUGGUCACAGCAGUGGCUUCUACAGGGGAAUGUUUUGCUGUUUUCUCCUUUGCACCAGCAAUUACUGCUUUGAAGGAGCAGAUUGGCUGGAGGUACAGCCUCCUUUCUGUCGGGGUGCUACAGCUGAGCAUUGUCAUCUGUGGAUCUCUGCUGCGACCCAUCCUCAUCAAGGAGCAAGAAGAAGUGAAAGUGCAGCCUCCAGAAGAGCCCACGGAGACAAAGUACAUGCUUGAAAACGAGCAAACACGCACCUCAAUAGAGUCCAUAGACUCAGGAGUAGAAAUAACUACCUCACCCAGCAAUGUGCCUGGAAAAACCAAAGCGGAGCCGAAAAGUGAAGAACCAAAGGAACCCGUGCAGAUACUUGUUGAAAAUAACAGCACCCCUCCAGAACCAAAAACCAAACUACUGGACUUUUCUGUGAUGAGAGACUAUAGCUUUAUCUGUUAUGCAUUCUUUGGCCUGUUUGCUACCCUGGGCUUCUUUGCUCCUUCCCUCUACAUCAUCCCCCUGAGCCUCAGCCUUGGCAUUGGCAAAGACCACUCUGCCUACAUCCUCUCGGCCAUGGCCAUCGCAGAGGUCUUUGGAAGAAUUUCAGCUGGCUGGGUCCUCAACAAAAAACCCAUCCGCAAGAUCUACAUCGAACUCAUCUGCGUUGUCCUGCUCUCUGUAGCCUUGUUUGCCUUCCCUUUUGCCUCUGAGUUCUGGGGCUUGAUGAUAUGUAGCAUAUUUUUUGGGUUCAUGCUCGGGACGGUAGCGGGCACGCAUAUCCCCCUCCUGGCAGAAGAUGAUGUGGUUGGAAUUGCAAGGAUGUCUUCUGCUGCUGGGGUCUACGUCUUCAUUCAAAGCUUAGCUGGGUUGGCUGGACCACCCCUUGCAGGUGUCUUAGUGGAUACAACUCAGAACUACAGCUCAGCCUUCUACUCCUGUGCUGCUGGCAUGGUCCUGGGUGCUGUGUUUCUGUCCCUGGUGAGGCCAUGCAAGGUUGGGCUGUGCCACCACCACCAGCAGCAGCAGCAGCAGCAACAGCAAGGUGCAGAGGAGAGCCCAGGGGGGGUCGUGUCAGACUUGCCAGAUGACUUUAUUGACAUGGAUAUUGGAAAAGCAGAACAUUCAGGAAAAGGCUGUGAUGGUGUGGCAUAAGGAAAAAAAAAAUCUGUUCCUUCUCCAUCUCAUGUACUCAGUGUAAGACUGGGAGGGGGGGAGGAAAAAAAAAACCAAUCAGCUCUGCUCCACGUUUUAAAACUACAUUCUAAGGAGAAUGUGAAAUUUUAAAUGUGAACAGUUGCUACCAACAAAUUUAUUUUUUUUUUUUUAAUUAUUAGAAGGAAUUUUUUUUUUUUUUUAACCAACAAUGGAAAUCUCCAUAGAAAAUAUGGAUAGCCACAUAAGAAUAACUUCUGCCUAGCAUGAAGAUGUGAUGCACACACUCCUGCUUUCCCAGUAACAAGCAUAGGGAAAAGUUUGAUCCCAGAAAAGCUGACAACAGCAGAAGCAGCUCAGCCUCUGACUGUCCUCACCCAUUCCCUUACUGCAGAUUUCACACAGAUGAGCAUUUCAGACACCACCAGUAGCCAACUCAAUCUUCCUCUGGAAGGAUCUAGACUUUUUUAGAUCUGAGGAGGAGGAGGCUAGGCUAGAUAGCUGACUUAAACCAUUGCUAAUGUUCUAAUUAACUUGAAAGUCACAAAUGCUGGGAAAUUGGAGGCUCCAUAUGUCCUUACGGCCAGUUCUUACUGCACAUGUUUCAUAAGAUGAUUUUUCUUCUCCUGAUUGGUAUCCUUGAAACUUUUUUCUCUUGAUAGUUAGAUCUGAUGUACUGUUUCUAAUUUAACUAGUAUUUAUUAAUUUAUUCUAAGGUUGUUAAAGGAGGUUAGCUUAAUUAACUAGAGAGGAAAAAUCAUCUUUUGCAUAAUGGAAAGCUGUCUUUACACCGAUCUCUUCAAUACCUAUCUUGCAUUGCUAGCUUGUGAAAUUGUUGGGAAACUUACUCUUAUGUAGCUGUUUUUAAUAGGUAGGUCUUAGGUAACCCAGUUAUUAUUUAAAGAAGAAAAAAAGCAAAAAAAAAAAAAGCAAAAAAAAAAAAAAAAUUAACUACAGCUCCAGCAUCUUUUUCCAGAAGGCCUCAGCUGGUGUCAGCAGACCCAGCUGGGCUGCCCCAACCAGCCCAACCCACAGGGAGGAUUUGGCCCAGGAUGUCUUAAUGUACCUGAAACCUUCACUUACAAGUGCACAAAAUCUUUUACCCCAUCACAGACUGAAUGUGGAACCCCCUGCAUCCCUCAGCCUCUCACCAUCUGCUGCACCCAGGGGGAAGGGGGUGCAGGGAGCCUGAAUCAGGACCCUUCCCCAUCUCCCCCCAAAGCCAGUGAGAAGGGUUUUUUUUUUUUCUUUUUUUUGCUGCUGACUUCAGUGAGGAAUGCAGUGGAGCCUGUGCACAUUGAAGGGGCCAACAAGAGAUGAGGUACUAGCUGUUCAUUUAGUCUUAAUGGGAGAGAUUCCUCCUCACAGCACCCCAUGCUUGCUUACCCCACCUGUAUGCAUCCUAACGCCUCUAGGCAACUCAGGGGGACAAAUAAAUCAAGUCUGGUUUGGUUUGCAAGGUACCAAACCAACAUUUCUGUCUAUUUAAGUGGAAGUGGCAUCCUCAUUAACAGCUACACUGACCUGUCUUGGAUUUUACCAGCCAUAGAAACGUGGGACAAUCUGUUAAAAAAAAAAAAAAAGCAAACCCACAACUUUUUUAUUUUUAUUUUUUUGGGGGGGAUGGUGCUCGAUUUUUAUUUUUUUUUCUGUCUUAAAUGUCCAAAAAAAACCAAAAAAAAAAAAAACAGGCACACUCUUUACAACCAAGUGGCUACUAGAGCAAUUCAUCCUCACUGCCCGAGACCUUCAGUCUCGUGUCCUUCCUCUGCCUCAGCACUUUAUCACCUCCAGCAGAACCUCGCUGCGUUGCACCCAGGACUGGAAGACCCCUUAGAGACAAAAAUCAGUGAGUAAAGGAACAAAACAACCCCUCGAGGUGUACUUGUUUUUUUUUUUUUUAUUUAUUGUUAAUUUAUGAUACUUCAAGCAUUUUGGUAAACGUUCUGUAGGAUUGUGAGAUGAUUUCAAGUCUUUUUGUGAUACGAGACCUCACUACAGCACUUUGCUAGGACAACUCUGCUUGGAAGUAGAAUCAGGCCUCCAGGUUUUGCGUGUGUGUGGAAGCUCCCUGUUCUGCAGAUUUGUGGGGUUCUACUGUAAUUUUUUUUUUUUUUUAUAUAUAUAUAUACAACGAUUUCCAAUACAGCUCAAAUAAUAAUGUUUGUCACUGACCUCACCUUUCUGUUCCUGUCUGUGUCGUGGCACGAGCAGGGGAGCGAGUGAGAAUGUGUGUGUGCAGGCACCCAGACCCAGAAGGAGGCUUUAAAGCCUUCAGAGCAGGAUUUACUGAUUUGUUUGUAACGUACCUAGUGGACUCUGGAAAUACUCUAAAACACUGAGUUUUGCAAUAAACUUUUUUUUUUUUUU
Molecule: messenger RNA, 4205 nt
Organism: Calypte anna (Anna's hummingbird)
Lineage: Eukaryota; Metazoa; Chordata; Aves; Apodiformes; Trochilidae
Gene: SLC16A6
Product: solute carrier family 16 member 6
Exons: 6
Coding region: 243-1835 (530 amino acids)
Biological process (GO): transmembrane transport; monocarboxylic acid transport
Molecular function (GO): monocarboxylic acid transmembrane transporter activity
Source: RefSeq, a predicted model, not a curated record